Molecule: messenger RNA, 462 nt
Organism: Eremothecium gossypii ATCC 10895
Lineage: Eukaryota; Fungi; Ascomycota; Saccharomycetes; Saccharomycetales; Saccharomycetaceae
Gene: ARC15
Product: Arc15p
Exons: 1
Coding region: 1-462 (153 amino acids)
Biological process (GO): Arp2/3 complex-mediated actin nucleation; regulation of actin filament polymerization
Cellular component (GO): cytoplasm; actin cytoskeleton; Arp2/3 protein complex
Molecular function (GO): actin filament binding
Source: RefSeq, marked provisional
AUGACCGAUUGGAGGAGAAUUGACAUAGACGCGUUUGACCCGGACAGCGGACGGCUGACUGCACAGGACCUUGUGCCGCCCGCUGCCUCACAGCCCUCGCCCCAGGAGCUGCAGGCCAGGAUCGCACAGCUGCGCUCCGCAGGCGCCAGCGGCGACUUUGCGCGCGGCGUGCAGAUCGCAGUCUCGGACCCGCCGUACGGCGCCGACGAACAGACGAAAUCGCAGUACCUGCUUGCCGUGCUGGACCUGCUCACCCAGGUGAGACAGGCCGACAUCGCGGGCAUCCUGCAGCAGCUGAACCGCCCGCAGCAGGAUGUGCUGCUCAAGUACCUGUACCGCGGCAUGGCCGUGCCCGAGGGCCAGAAGCAGGGCGGCAUGCUGCUCGCGUGGUUCGAAAAGCUGACGCAGCAGACCGGCAUAAACCCGAUCGUGCGCUUCUUAUCGGACAGGCGCACUGUAUAG